Brassica napus (rape) is the source of this 8512-nucleotide messenger RNA. RefSeq lists its product as uncharacterized. The record is from RefSeq and is a predicted model, not a curated record. Lineage: Eukaryota; Viridiplantae; Streptophyta; Magnoliopsida; Brassicales; Brassicaceae. The transcript is spliced from 2 exons. Bases 190 to 1170 code for a protein of 326 amino acids.
GCCAAUACAUGUUUCUCAAUGACGAUGAAUCCUUUUGUGGUCCUAGUUAAGCUAGUGGAUGCGUAAAAUCCUGGAUCAAAAUAAAGAUGAAUCACUUUUGAAGAAAAAUUAAAACCAGAUUCAGUUGCACAAAAAAAAAACAGAUACCAGAUUCAAAAUAGCGUAGAAGAAAAGAGCUUUUUUGAGAUUAUGGAAGUAAACAAAAUCACGGUGGAAAAAGAAAAAUCACAUCACGAUGAUGGAAGGAAACAAAUAAGCAUGGAAAGAGUAGAGUUACCACAACUUCACGAGCAUCCUUUGAUACCUUUCAAUCGCUUUGUUCUUACUCAGUGCAAGGCGUGCAACUUAUUAAGUGAUGAUUAUGGCUAUAUCUAUGGAGGGUACCGUUGCAAUGAGCUGGGGUGUGAAGAAAUUAUGUUCCAUAAAGAGUGUUUCAAGCCCUUAAAAGAGAUCAACCACUCUUUCCAUCCCAACCUUCUCAAACUGAUCAUCCCUACCCUUCCCUUACACAAUUCCCAAUCACAUACAUGUUUCUGUGGAUAUAGUUUCAAAGCCGGUUAUUGUUGUAAAAUAUGUGAUUUCAAGUUGGAUUUGAAGUGCGCCAGGAGAUCAAGUACGCGUGCUCUUCCUGUAAAUUCCUACGGACACGAGCAUCUAUUUAAAAUCGUCUCUGAGAGUUACCGUGGGAGGGGAGAGAAAAUCUGCAAAGCGUGUGGAUAUCAAGAGUGCGACCAAUAUGUCACCCAUGUGGAUUGUGUAGAUUUUUUUCCUGAAGCAUACCACACUUCCCAUCCCCAACACCCACUCAAGUCUCGUAGAGGUCAAGUUCCUGAUUACGCUGACAAGAAGUGUCUUCUUUGCGAGAAGGGAUUUCGUCAAUUUCACCUCUGUGAUGUUUGUAACUACAGCAUAUGUAGCGCAUGUAUGAGAAAUCCACCACCGCUAAACAUCCAAUGCUUGAAGACACAUGAACAUCAACUUCAUCUUUUUUCAAGACUCAUUGACUUCACUUGCAAUGCUUGUGGGACGCAAGGUAGCCGAAGCCCUUAUUUAUGUCUUCCAUGUAAUUUCAUAAUCCAUCGAGAAUGCAUUGAUCUACCACGCGUCAUAAGCAUAAACCGCCAUGAUCACCGCAUCUCUUAUGAAGUUGAAAUGCAGAGUUUGCCGUAAAGAAGUUGAUGGGUUCUACGGGGCUUAUACUUGCUCAAAGUGCCCUAGUUUUGCUGCUCAUGCAAGAUGUGCAACAAGAAGAGAUGUAUGGGACAUGGUUGAACGAGAAGGGACACCUGAAGAAGAGGAAAUUGCACCGUACGAGGUGAUUGACGAUAACACCAUAAGACAUUUCAGCCACACGAUCAUCAUAACUUACAAAUCAACAAGGAUGGGAUGAUUCUAUCUGAAAACACACUAUGUGUUGUCUUCAGCACUCCACAGGUUUCAGGUACGAAUCUGGACCUAAUGUGAUUAUAGAUGUACGAUGUGCUUCUAUUUCGGAUUCACUCGAGCACGAAAGCCAUCCACAUAUUUUAUACUACUAUGAGUCUACAUCCAAAGACAGACGUUGUAGUAGAUGUGAUUGAGGAGUGUUGCAUUUUCUUUGGUUGUGAUGAGUGUGACUAUAUAUUGGACGGCAAGUGUGCUCUUUUACCUGAAAAGGUAAAGAAAAACAGAUAUGAUGAUCAUCUUCUCUUUUUGUCAUAUGGUGACAUGAAUGUGGAUGAAAAAUAUUGGUGUGAGGUGAAACACCCGCCCCUUCCCCAUUUCCAACCGGGGUUCCUGGGCGCGGGGUUUAGGACACACAUGUCUACUUUCCCGACAUCUCCGUGUGUCCCGUUUCUGGUCCCAUGAGUUUAAGGUGCGUAUCCUUUCUUACCAUUGACAUUUUCACUUAUAGUUCUGCAAAAAGGGAGAGGGAAAAAGAUGGGUGAGUAUGAAUACUCAGUGAAGCGAUUCUAGACCAGCUUCCCCCAUGAGCUUUUAUACUGCUCAAUGCGAAACGAUAACCGACUAGUCACUACACUCAUUUCUUGACUAGCUAUUAAGGUUUCAUUUCACGAAAACAAGCAAUGCAAUCAACUCAGUCAUCACUCAAUUCACACAAUUCAGUUUAUUAUUUAAGACUCCAGUCAUCCUAGAACUCUAGGACCUACACAGCUCAAGCGGACCAACCCUCCCCUUUUCUUGCUGCGUUCCUGUGGAGCCGCCUGCCCUGGUACACUCGGCAUCCGGUUCCCUUGGAUGUAGUCUAUACCCUUUGCAGUGUAUUACGGCCCCUUCCCGCCAAGACUCGGCGUGACUCAAUCUUACCGGCGCCUAUAUUCUUAACCUGCCGUUUUUGAACGCUACGGCCGCCGCGUUUUCCCAUACUCCCCACCAGUCCCUCGGUGGUUUGUAUUCCAUUUCUAUUCAUUUCCCAUACUCCCCACCAGUUCCUCGGUGGAUCGUAUUUCAAUCAUUUAACUUUUCUUUUCCCUUUAUUUCCUUUUUCUUAUCAUUUCCUUUUUCCUUUACCCUUAGACUCUUUCUACUUUCCUUUUUAGACGCCACCCGUUCUCGGUGUCACACUCAAUCCAUUUAACAAUCAUUCAUAGAUAUCCUAUCGUUCAUCUAACCAGACCGGUUAACAUUUCUCUUAUGAUCCUAUGUUCAUUUCUUUCUAACCAUCCUAGCUCUCAAUCACAAACCACAGAUCUUCAACCAAUCAAACAAUCAAUCAGUCAAUCAUCAUUACAUCCAGUUUAUUUAGAGACUUAGAUCAGUAUGAGAGUUCUGAUGCAAUAUGAUCUAUCAACCUAGCAACAAACAGGAUCUACUCAAUCCUAGAUCCACAUUCAACAAUAUAGAAGAACAUGAAAGAGAUCUGGGUAGAACACCUCACCUUAGCCUAGAUCUGGAUCUGGAUCUGAGAUGAGAGGCGAGAGAAGUGAGAGUUGAGAUCCGAGACGCCACACGACCACCACCACCACUCGCGGCUGCUCGCGGCGAGGAGAGAGAGGAGAGAAGGAGGUGCGGCGAAGAGAGAGAAGGGAGAGAGACGGCGCGGGGAAGAGGGAGAAAGAGGAGAAAGGCGGUGUGGAAGAGAGAGAAAGAGUCGACGGCUAGGGUUUCCGAUCUUCGGGGAUUCUCUGCAGGGCUACGCUUCUAAUCUUUCUGAUGGAAGUCUAAGGGGUAGAGGCUUUGUAUUUAUAGGAGAGGCAAGGAAACCCUAGGGAUUUUAAUCAAGAUGGGCCGCAUAGCGGGCCUUUCCUCAAAAUCUUUGUGGGCUUGGGUUUUGGGGUGUUACAAUUCUCCCCCUGUUAAUCAGAAUUCGCCCCGAAUUCCAAUCUUUAGGCUUUAAAUCUUAACAUCUCAAAACCCGGGGAAAGUUUUCAAACACAAUCAAGGGAAGCACACAAAAGGCAUCUUACUUGCUCAAGUUCAUUUAAAACCAACAAUGAAUUUAAUAAAUGAAAUGGAGUAGGACUACAAUAAAUAGAUAGGUCUCAAGGUAUCGCCAAAAUCCGCGAAUAUCCUUAUAACAAGAAAUGAAAGCUAAAAAGAACAAUAGGAAUGAAGAAAACCGUGUCCUACUCCUACUAGCUGAUUUAGGAAUCACAACUAGCCACUUCGAACUGGAGACUUCUGCUCCCCUUCCGGCUUAGGACCAGCCACGCGGCCACUCCCCGUCGACAACGCCGACUCCUCUUCCCACUCUGAGUCCUCCGAUGGAUCCUCUUCCACCUCUAUGUCCUCCUCAGAGCUCGAGAUGGCGACAACCCGACGAGUAAGUGUCCGUUCAGCCUCCAUUGCCUGACCGGCCAUCCGGUUCACCAAGGCAAAUUCCCAUGGUUCCAACACACCAAUCAGCUUUCCCCGAAUUUCUUCGCGGAGUCUUGCCUUGUACCACCGGCACCAAUCCUCCGUUGUCUUGGGCUUGCAUCUUUUGGCUGACUCCAGGAAUUCCUCUGUGUACUCCCGGACUGAGCGCGGUCCCUGCCUGGCCUGCAUCACUGUUCCACACCGACAUACUCCGGUUAUGUUCCUCAGGCUCUCUGCAUCAAUGCUCGGAAUCCUCCUUGGACGCCCACGUUUCCUCGUUGGUACACUGUCCUCCAUCCUGAUCGGUCCCGAACCUUCCCUGGUCGGCCCCAUCGUCCUUGGGCGCCCUCGGCCCUUAGUGGCCGGUGUCAUGUCAACUUCAGGCGUAAACUGGAAAGUCCCCUGACCCUGGUACAAUCGCCUGUACUCAGCUGCCCGCUGAAAAUGGGGCAUCAAAACCCGACGCCUCACGGUCGUCUCCUGGAUGGGGGUGUUCGGCUGCUCCGCGAACUCCAUUUCCUCUUCGUCUGGGAAGAGUGCAGGUACCAUGUCACCCCAAGCGUCACAGUAGGGCUUGCGGGCGUACGCCCUUGUCCCUUUUGGUCCAUAGCGCAUGCGUCUUUCUCCGAGCUCGUGAUGCACUGGUGAAGACAUCCUGCAGCGUAAAAACAAAGACCUGAUCAGAAUGUAAUAGUAGUCAUGCAGAGAUGGCAGUUUUUCAAUCAUUUCUCAAAACUAGUGCUGCUUCAGCAUUCCAUGAAAUCUCAUCCACGAUGUGGUUCUUAUCGUCCCUUUUUACCCUAUGAAGAUCCCAUAUCCUUAUUAGCAUUUCGCAUUCUGCUUCAAGAUUACUCUCCGUCAUCCUUUUUACCCCCAAGAUGAUCCUCCAUCAUCCUUUUUACCCCAAGAUGAUCCUUAGCUUAGUUCUCACAAUCUGAAAUCGGCUUUCUCCUACUGUCUCGCCGGUAGUCCCUUGGCCGCCCUGGUCCACCUCUUCCUCAUCGGCGGGCCCACGCCAUGGUGGUGGGACCCGCGCCCAUAUAUUUUUUUUUUUUUUAUAUGUGGAAACGAGUUUGACUGUUAUAUCGGAAUGCCAGGAGUCCAUUUCUUUGCAGAGUUUAAUUCCUCCGUGAAGCUGCGCACGCCUCGGCCUUGCGUCCGUCUCUCUUCCCCCCGGCCUUCCCGGCCCGGUGUGGGGCGGUGUCGCCGGCGAGACGUUUCCUUCCGCUCGUAGGUCCGACUUUCCAUUACCCCUUAACUUGCCGUGCUAGGCGACUAAUCCCUCUGUAUACUUGCCUUACAACUCCUUGUUACCCAUUCCUGAAUCUCUGAAACUCCACUACACUGCGGUACAAGGACUUUUUGUUGACCUGAUCUUGACCGGAGACUCUGAGCUGUUCGAAUUUUCCUUCAACGUUAGCUAUGACGGUCUAUCAGAACCAUAAGGGAAAUGGGCAAUAUCGGAAACGAUGAUCCCUUAAGUUAGUAUUAAGGGACCUUAACCUGGCUCUGAUACCAAUUGAAACACCCGCCCCUUCCCCAUUUCCAACCGGGGUUCCUGGGCGCGGGGUUUAGGACACACAUGUCUACUUUCCCGACAUCUCCGUGUGUCCCGUUUCUGGUCCCAUGAGUUUAAGGUGUGUAUCCUUUCUUACCAUUGACAUUUCCACUUAUAGUUCUGCAAAAAGGGAGAGGGAAAAAGAGGGGUGAGUAUGAAUACUCAGUGAAGCGAUUCUAGACCAGCCUCCCCCAUGAGCUUUUAUACUGCUCAAUGCGAAACGAGAACCGACUAGUCACUACACCCAUUUCUUGACUAGCUAUUAAGGUUUCAUUUCACGAAAACAAGCAAUGCAAUGAACUCAGUCAUCACUCAAUUCACACAAUUCAGUUUAUUAUUUAAGACUCCAGUCAUCCUAGAACUCUAGGACCUACACAGCUCAAGCGGACCAACCCUCUCCUUUUCUUGCUGCGUUCCUGUGGAGCCGCCUGCCCUGGUACACUCGGCAUCCGGUUCCCUUGGAUGUAGUCUAUACCCUUUGCAGUGUAUUACGGCCCCUUCCCGCCAAGACUCGGCGUGACUCAAUCUUACUGGCGCCUAUAUUCUUAACCUGCCGUUUUUGAACGCUACGGCCGCCGCGUUUUCCCAUACUCCCCACCAGUCCCUCGGUGGUUCGUAUUCCAUUUCUAUUCAUUUCCCAUACUCCCCACCAGUUCCUCGGUGGAUCGUAUUUCAAUCAUUUAACUUUUCUUUUCCCUUUAUUUCCUUUUUCUUAUCAUUUCCGUUUUUCUUUACCCUUAGACUCUUUCUACUUUCCUUUUUAGACGCCAUCCGUUCUUGGUGUCACACUCAAUCCAUUUAACAAUCAUUCAUAGAUAUCCUAUCAUUCAUCUAACCAGACCGGUUAACAUUUCUCUUAUGAUCGUAUGUUCAUUUCUUUCUAACCAUCCUAGCUCUCAAUCACAAACCACAGAUCUUCAACCAAUCAAACAAUCAAUCAGUCAAUCAUCAUUACAUCCAGUUUAUUUAGAGACUUAGAUCAGUAUGAGAGUUCUGAUGCAAUAUGAUCUAUCAACCUAGCAACAAACAGGAUCUACUCAAUCCUAGAUCCACAUUCAACAAUAUAGAAGAACAUGAAAGAGAUCUGGGUAGAACACCUCACCUUAGCCUAGAUCUGGAUCUGGAUCUGAGAUGAGAGGCGAGAGAAGUGAGAGUUGAGAUCCGAGACGCCACACGACCACCACCACCACUCGCGGCUGCUCGCGGCGAGGAGAGAGAGGAGAGAAGGAGGCGCGGCGAAGAGAGAGAAGGGAGAGAGACGGCGCGGGGAAGAGGGAGAAAGGCGGCGCGAAAGAGAGAGAAAGAGUCGACGGCUAGGGUUUCCGAUCUUCGGGGAUUCUCUGCAGGGCUUCGCUUCUAAUCUUUCUGAUGGAAGUCUAAGGGGUGGAGGCUUUGUAUUUAUAGGAGAGGCAAGGAAACCCUAGGCAUUUUAAUCAAGAUGGGCCGCAGAGCGGGCCUUUCCUCAAAAUCUUUGUGGGCUUGGGUUUUGGGGUGUUACAUGAGGCAUGUGAAACAAAAUUGGAUCCAAAGGAAGGUUUCUACACAUGCAACGAUUGUGGAGUCGUUUUACAUGUUUCAUGCGUUUUUGGAGACUUCUCAUAUUUCAUGCCAUGUUCAUAUAUUUCUAUUGGCACCAUUUCUGGAUAUUACGGAUAUAUCGAGAAAGGUUUAGCAACAAGAUCCAAUGAAGAAGUGGUGUCCAGCACCUCUAUUUGUAGACCAGUUUGCUAUGUGUGCCACUCUCGAUGCAAGCUCCCUUCCAUGCUUAAGGUUUCCAAGGACGGAGGAGGAGUUGUAUACAUUUGUUCUUUAAAAUGUUGUUACAGCCGUAUUUCAUAUAUUUAUCGUCCUUGACGAGUACUCUAGAACCAGAAUUCUCGGCAUUACUUCCUCACCAUCAAGUUAUUUUAAUGGAAGGUCAAUCAACUCCUUUCUCUCCAGUUAUCUAGUUAUCUUCAGAGACGGUUUUCAUAGGACCAAAUCCAUUGGUUGGGUUCUUCGAUGUCGGUUUUAAAUCCGAGUUCUUUGAAUGCGAGUUUUAAGAGUACAAGUGAAGCUUCUCUGGAGUUUUUUUUCUCUUUGGUCAUCUCUAUUUUUCGUUUUCGUUAUGGUUCAGUUAUCUUGUAUUACCGUCAAAUAUUUCUCCGGUUCUAAUUGUUUUAGUUCACUGGACCUUUAAAUUAAUAUAAAUAUUUGGUGUUAAAAAAAAAAAACUUUGUAUCAUUGUUAUAAGACAGUUGUUGAAGCGAAACCACUGGACUAUUCCAGUUAAAAGCUUGUGCUCCUUAGUAAUAAUGCUCACAGAUUUAUCUGUGGAAUCUUCUUCGUUGGAUUGAGUUCUUGGAUACUCACUUCUUGAAUAGGGAGAUUCAGGAAGAGGUGAAUCCACACAUGUGUGUUCAUCUUAACUAGUACUACAAUGUGGAUUAUUUCCAAUGUAGUUUGAAUCUAUGGCAGCAAGACUUAUUGGUUCUGAGGAGACAGAUGAGUUCUCUGCACAUAGUGAAUCUAUGCUAUUACUGUUUUCAAUCAGAAGACAUGAUUUGAGGCAGCACUGCUAUCUGAAUCGUUUGAAUCUCUGACAAGACAGGUUGGAGUCUGAGUAGAGAGAAGAACUCUCCUCGCCACUUGUUUGUGGCAGCAUUGCUAUUACUGUUUUUUUCUCUUCCUUAAUUCACAGAUUAAAAGACACAGUAGUAACAACCAACUAGUUUUCCUCUUUUAACUCUUAGUUGUAAGUCUAAAAAAGAAGUUAAAAAUCAUGAUAUAGUACUACUGCUCUCAUGGCAUGUGAUGUUGUCUGACCAUAGCAAUUAGUAGGCACAUUCGUUUUGGCAUCAUCGAGUUUUAGGCCCUUGACAAAAAUUAAGCACUUGAAGAGCAAAGAGAAAAGAGAAGGACGAGUAUGAAGCGUUAAGAGAAAAGCUUUGUUUGAACCUGAAGAUUUUGUUACCAGAAAGUCCUAGGAAUUGCUUAGGCAAGUCUUCUUGUUUAGGAUUUAGUAGUUGUUAUGUUGCAGAAUCAGAUGUAGUUUGGUAUUUGUUUGGUUCUCUUGGGAUUAAGACGUCCAAGGACACAUGUAAGACUUGUACAGUUCAACACUAUGUAUGUGUAAAUAUCAUUAUUAUUAUUAUAUUUUGUUUCUGAAGACUGAAA